This is a messenger RNA of Lindgomyces ingoldianus, 630 nucleotides long. RefSeq lists its product as uncharacterized. NCBI's taxonomy places the organism in Eukaryota, Fungi, Ascomycota, Dothideomycetes, Pleosporales, Lindgomycetaceae. The transcript has 5 exons. Bases 1 to 630 code for a protein of 209 amino acids. The record is from RefSeq and is a predicted model, not a curated record.
AUGGCUAUGGCAUGGCGGCUCAUGGAUCGUCUGCCACUGCGGUUUACAAAAAAAGAACCAGUUACCCAACAUGGCUGGGAUUCCAGACUCGUUCUACGCGUUUCAAAAAUGGCUUUAAGAUAUGAUAUAGUUGUGCGGAUGCGGUUUAACAUGUCAAACACGACGCCGUCAUACCGCCCGCCUAACCAUGACUUCACGACCUCAGCGCGAAUCUCCGCUCUCCACCCGAAAGGACCGAAAGACAAAGACGAAGCAAAUUAUGGUGCAAAUAAAAUAACUCGAGUCUCGUCGUACGUCUUCGGCACUCCACCUUGGAAAUUUCAACUCGCCCGUCACAGGACCAAAACCUCAACAUUGCCCUUCAUGGUGGUAGCGAAAAAACUUUCCUGGGGCGGUCCUUAUGGUUGGGCUCUCAUCCUCUGGCACUGGACUAAAAACCACCUUACCAUACAUAUAUGUCUAUACCCCAGCCCGGAAUUACAACGCAAUCCAAGUCAAGGCAUAUCAAAAGCGGUGUCGGAUAUGACAACUAAACUAGAACCAACAGGCGAUAGGAGGAGUUGCAAAUUUCCUCUUUCUGCUGGUUGUUUCCCAUCGGGAGCUUUUAGAUUACAGGUAGUGGAAUAUUGA